Naegleria lovaniensis is the source of this 1026-nucleotide messenger RNA. RefSeq lists its product as uncharacterized. The transcript has a single exon. Bases 1 to 1026 code for a protein of 341 amino acids. Lineage: Eukaryota; Heterolobosea; Eutetramitea; Acrasida; Naegleriidae. The record is from RefSeq and is a predicted model, not a curated record.
AUGCAUCCAGAGGAUGAAUUUUUACAAAAUUAUUUUUCAAAGGAUGUCGUGUAUCAAUUUCCAAAAAAGUUUAAUACAUCUAAAAUACCUGUAGUAUUGAAAAGAGAACUGUUAGAUGCGUUCAUGAGAUGCUUAUUUAAAAUUGUCAUCUGCUAUUGCAUAAAUGAAAAGUCAGAAUUUUCUCAAGAUUUGAAGAGAACAGUGAUACAACAAGUAAUAACCUAUUAUUCAGUGAUUGAAAAAGAAAUUUUAGACACCAAUCAACAGAUGGCAAAAUCGAAUAGAAUACCACGUUCCCACAAAGCAAACUUUCUACUAUCUAUAUGGGACCUGAAGGCACAAACUCAACUACUAAUGGCACAACACUUCCUUUCAAAGGAUGAGGCAAAUUCUAUGGUAACAAGUUCAGUAUUGCUGUUGCAGAAAUGUUUGCAUUGUAAAGAUUCACUCUUAUUCAUACUUGAAGAGGACGGUAAAAAACCAAAGCAACACUCUCAAAGCACAGAAAGUGAAAACUCAGAGACCACUAGCUUUGAUUUCAGAUUUACACUUGUUGACACAUGCUAUCAAACAUCUGUCAGAAGCUCUUCAAUUUGGAAGCACCUGGCAGAGUGUUAUUUGUAUUUAGGAAUGGAGUUAUGCUACCAUAGAAGCUCUUAUUUUUCUCGUAGUCUCACAAGAAUCAAUUCUCUAUUCAACAGUCUUGCAACAAAGAAUUCUUAUUCUAAGGAAAAGAUUCAUACAUUUCCUGAAGAGGAGUUGACAAAGCAUACUAUUGAAGAAUGUUAUUUAUCAAACAUUUCCAACGAGCUCGAUACAAUACCUUUUCCAACAGUCGAGGAUGCCAUUGCUUUCGAUAAGAAAUUUGCUGAGGUUUAUUUAUUCAAUGUAAAGACAAUUCAUUCAAUUUUGAGCGAGCAGCGAGGAUUAAAAUCAACGGAGGAUAUUGAUGAUUCAUUGAUUAAGAGAGGAGACGAAGACGAUGAUGAGGACGCACCAAGAACAUUUGAUGCAUCUCAAUUAUAA